CUUUGUUCUUUUCCGCUUUUCGAAUAGAACUUGGACAAAAUAUUCUACGACAAGUUAUCCCCGACUAUUAUCAAGAUGUCUGUAAAUCUGAUGAUGAUGAUGAUGAUGAUGCUGUUAGCUGGCAAGACGCGAGCUGCACGAGGUCCACUUUUCUUUUUUUUUGAUCAUGGGAUUAUUGGCAAAGUAUCUGAAGGAUUCCUGCAGAAUUUGGCCGGAAAUAUAGCCGAAUUGAUGUCAGAUCAAAUACAGGGAAAAUCAUUCAGCGGAAGUAAUUGUAAAGGUGUGAACGCGUGUGACUAUGAUAUAAAAGUGACCUCACUGGAUCUCCGUCCUAAUAUCAACCUUCAACACGAUAGAAGCGAUGGACUUGUUGGUCAACUUGUUGUAAAAGCAAGUAUUGGCGGGUCGAUUAAUGCGUCAGGACGCUGGAGUGUGAAAAAAAAGGUGUGGUUUAAAACUUUCUCUUUAGGUGGUCAUGUGGAUGUCCUCUCAACCAAGUUCAGUUUGGAAAACCGUGUCGUUCUCGGACGCAAGUCAAAUGGACGAAUUGGAUUUUCUCGUGAAUUAAACGCCUGUAAAGCAAAUAAAGGAUCUCUCAACAUAAAAGUCAGUGGCUCUUGGCUCAGUUGGCUUCUCAACAUUAUCUCUCGGAUCUUUUCAGGCAAAGUGGAGUUUUUCUUGGAGAGAUUAGCUUGCAGAGAAGCGAAUAAGGCUAUCGAUGAAGCUCUACAAAAAUUUGAAGAGGCUGUGUUUAACAAGGACGUCUCGUUGAAUCUAGAAUCAGGAGGGGAGUUAAAGUUGGAUUUCCAUCCCUCUGUUAUUACAGGAGGGGAAGAUUGUGCUAUCAUUGUCUCACCAGUGCUAAUUAAAAUGAUCGGCCAACCGGAGCCUUCCGAAACAGUGACGCCACCAUUCAUCAACAUCCCGGCUGGUGCAAACGAGAUAGAAGAAUUCCAAGAACUCAGAAGAAAGAGAGAGUUUAACCAAGACUGGUGUGACGUGGUUCCAGGCUCAAAAGGAGGGGUCUCUGUUAUCGUAACGGAGGACAUGAUCUCUAGAAUAAUCCAAAGUUUGCAUCUUUUCGAUUUGAUGAAGUUCAGUUUGAAGGAAAGUGGCAGUUCUGGCAGCAAUAAGAGGUUUGAUGUUUUUCGUAGUGGACAACACUUAAGCACGUUUAAUGUGGAACUUCCCAAAGAACUUGAGGAUUUGGCUACCUUUACUGUAACUGAUAUGAAAAUAAGGAGUACUUCACUACCUGAAGUUCAAAUCACUACCUCUGGAGUUUCUGCCACAGUCAACCUCAGAGCAAGAAUAAUUUUGUCUAUUGAUUCCCCGCAAGUCGAGAUGAGAACGGAAUUCGAAUCCAAAGCUGAUUUCAAGGGAACGGUCAAAUUAGCUAAAAAAGAUGGAAGAUACUUAUUGCUGCCACGUGUUACUGCAAAUGUUGAUGUUUGGACCGGGAAAUUAUAUGUUGAAUCUGAAAAUGGUCAGGACUUGAAGGAGUUAGAUGACGGCGACCCAAUGUUGUAUGCUAUUGAGCUUCUUCUAAAUUCAGCGAUAGAUAAAAGCCUGGCAAAGUUGUUGGAAGAGGAAGUGCAAGACGGUAUCCCCAUAAAUAUACCAAGCGAGUUGCUGUCUAUUGGUAAUGCUGUUAUCCAUUACCAGGAAGAUUACAUCCUGGUAAACGCCCAAAACAUUAGAAUUAACCUUCACUAAAGUAAUUUAAUUAUUGUAUUAUCCAAAAAAGUUGAUUUUUGUAGGCUCUGCAUUUAAAACAUAAGAUAACAAGGUCUUUCAGUUU
This is a messenger RNA of Bolinopsis microptera, 1801 nucleotides long. RefSeq lists its product as uncharacterized. Gene Ontology annotation, molecular function: lipid binding. The record is from RefSeq and is a predicted model, not a curated record. Lineage: Eukaryota; Metazoa; Ctenophora; Tentaculata; Lobata; Bolinopsidae. The transcript is spliced from 3 exons. Bases 76 to 1716 code for a protein of 546 amino acids.